UUGAAAUAUCUGAACCUACGAACUAGAUGUGCUGGGACUGUUGGGCUUGGGCCUUUGUUUCUGUUGCAUGAUGUGCUUGGGCUCAUGUCUCGAUCUGAGCUGACUGAUUGACAAUCAUAUGAAUGCCAUCCUUAGUCAAGAGAGGAGGGGACAGGGGAGUCUUGUUGGUGCUGCUACAGAUUAAAGAUGUUGAAUAUUGUCAUGGGACUAGGAGAUCUUGGAAUUAAUCUGGUAAUAGAUGAUUUUGGUGGAUUAGGGUCUCUUUGUAAAGAAGGCUUUUGAUGUUGCUACUCAUGUCAAUAGUAUGAUGAUCUAUGUUGUCUUCUAUGUAAGGAGGAUCAGGAAAGGCCUUUCAUUCUCCUCUCUAGAUAUAUGAUUUAAUUGUCAGCUUGGUGUCUUUUUAUCUUCAUUUCAAGUCAAGGGAGUCGGAUGGCAACCGGCAAAGACUACACAGAAGUCAUGAAGAGGUGUAUUGUAGGAAAGCAUAUUGUAUGCAUGCAUGGCAUAUGUACUUGUUAAUUUGGAUGACACUCCUUGGCAGAUCUAAUUAUUUUGUAUUUUCUGUCUCUCUUGCAAGACACUGAUUGAUUUUAAUUACUUCGUCACUGUUUUCUGCUUUUAAUACAACUAAAGUGACAAGUUUGGCAGUGAAUUCUCGUAUUAUGUUAGCAUUUUAUCAUUUGAAAAUACUUUUUUUAAUUGCUAACAUGUGAAUCUGUCCAAAUGAUACAUCUAACAUCUUAAACAUUAUACUAGAAAAUAAGUUUUGUAAUUUAUCUUGACUUAUUCUUUGUUCAUUUAUAUAACUUAUUUCCUUAAUUUUAAUUGACUUGUGGACUUUCUUCCUUCAUACUGUGAGUCAUUAUCGAUAAAAUUGGAGUUAAAACCACUAAAACCAUUUGCAGAAAUGGAAACUCAUUUGAUCCAGAGGAAACUGAAACAGUGUUUGCAAAACUUGCUUCAGCUUUUUGAUAAAGUGUGAAGUAUUGUAGUCCAUUCAUCUUGAUAGUCACUUGGUAUGGCUCCAAGUUAUACCGCGUUGUGGAAGAUAAUAACUAAAAUUAAUUAUUUUUGGUUGUAACCUAUUGAUUUCAAGGGACUUAAGGAACCUUGUGCCAGGAAAUCUUCAUCGAAUACAAGGCACUUUGGCUGCAUGAAAUGUUCAAAUAUCAACAGCAGUAGUAAUAUGGACUUGUUGAUUUGGCCUAUAAUAUGGUAGUUUUUUUUUUUUUUUUUGUAAAAAUAGAAAAGGGUACUUUUUCCUUGAACUUAACCAUCAUGUCUUUGUGCCUUUCCCUUGAACUUAACUAUCAAGCCUUCUCUCACUAACAUAGGACCAACUCAAUAGAAUAAAUCUUGAUCAGGUGAACUCUGACUGUGCUGUUAACCUCUAAAAUUGUGAUCUUUUUGGUCAAUGCAACUUUUAGAAAUAGAUCGGUCGGACAUGCCAGAUGGUAGGUGCGAGACCUAACCUGUUCUGGUUACAAUUGCAUACAUCACAAUCUCAUGCGACCAGGGAGCAAAUGAUCCAAUCUACUUGGAAUGGAAGAGUAAACAAGCCACUACUUGAUGUAUAUAGAUUACAUCAAUUGAACAGAGCAGCUCAGCUGGUGACAGCACUCUCCUUUUCAGUGAGAGGAGCUGAGAUAACAUCUCAAACAUUGGCUAUAAGCAACUCUUUGGGGACUCUAUUGAUCGUUCUCCAAAUCCUUGGAGUCAUCUGCAUCUGGUCACUUUCGAGCUUCCUCAUGAGGUUCCUUCCUUCUUCCCAAGCCAUACCCGAGUCUUAAUCCUACUGUAAGGUUCAUGAGCUUCCCUCAUAGUAGACAAUGCAUUUUGUUUGCACUGCAAAAAGUUAUCUUGCCUCUUGGGUUGGCGAUAUGACACAAAGAUUCAUUGCAGUAUGCAUGGAAGCUGAUGGUUAUAAAAUUCCAUUUAAGACUAGUUGCGAUGCUUUAAAUGCGGAGAGGAAGUUUGAAACUGCAAAUGUACCUACUGUCACUGGCUUACAAUGGCAUUGUUGAUCAAAAAUCUUAGGGUCCAAUCCUUGAUGUAUGUGCGGAGAUGUGAAGUCAUGGGGGAAGAGAGAAUAGUUAAAAAUUAUGGCUGACUGGAUUAUGCAACCGUUCUUGUGCUUCUUCAUCUUCCUUCUGGAUGGAACAUGCUAUAAGCUUUCUUGAACAUGUUAAUAGUUCAAAGCCAAACUAGUGGUUUUACUCUUUUGCACCCAAGCCUUCUAAUGGCUGAAAGAAUUGCACUGAGAAAGUUUAUUUCUUUCUAACAUGCUGUACUUUGUGUGUACUGUGUAUUUCUAGAACUAGCAAGACUUUUGGUGUAAAGCUGUCAGCUUCCCAAAAAUUAGUUUGGCUUAAAUAUGAAUCACGUUUCUACCUGCACUCAUUCCUUCAACAGUAUGGCAAAGAAGUGGUGAAAAAAGUGGGAGCUCAAGUUCUCUUACAUAAAUGAGCAUCUUCUAUGCUAAUGUAAAGAUUGUUUAUUGCUUUGUAUAAUUCCAGUUUAAUCAGACAGAUGUCUCACAAGCAGAGCUGUUUACUUUAAUGAAGUUUCUUUUAGUGAACCCAAUCUGUUUCUAUUGCUUGUCAUUCUAGCUAAAAAUGAUAACAAGGAGACUUCUGGAGCUUCUCUCUUGUAUAUUUCCAGAAUGUCUGAAAGGGGAGUUUGAUCUCUCUUCAUCCGCACCCAUGUAAUCAAUUUAACUAGAUACCAUUGUGCACUUUGGCUUCUUCUGUGGUGUUCAUGGUUGGGGUUGGUUCUGUAAGCUGCUGCCACGUUCAAACAAUCAAGAUGGUUGUUUUACCACUGUAAUGUGGUGCUUUUUAUGAAGGCUACUGCAGCUUUCCCAUGCUUGUCAAAAAUGCUAGGUACUGAGUUUUUUGAAAUCCCAUACUUCUUAACCUAAGUCAGAUAAUAUUAUAAUUAGUUUCUUGUUGGUAAAUGGAAACUUGGAUGUUUGUAAGGAUGAAGGUUUGUCAUUUCGGUACUGCCCUUCUAUUAUAGUAUUGGUACACGGUACAGUAUGAGAUAGCAAGAUAUAUUAAAAAGUAUAAAAUUAUGUAUCAAUUUGGUAUUGGUAUAGUACUGACCGGUACAGUAAAUUUUGAUAAGAAUGAAUAAAUGUGAUCGAAGAAAAGGAUCCUUGGACAAAGGAUCUCAUAGGAGCAUGGCUAAUUGUCAUUAAAUACUUUUUCCAAUGAUGAUGAUGGGGUUGUUUUUUUUUUCCCUUUUUUUUUUGGGACUGCCUGUAAUAUGGCUCUCCCUUAAAGUAGGUCUUUUCCCCUCCACAGCUGAUCUUUCUACAGAGUUCCAGUGAUAUCCAGUUGAUAGAAUGGUUCGGCAUUGGUGAUUAGAGGGCGGAAGCUGGUUAUCACUUACCUGUUGGUCACAUGAAGGGACAUUCUAAUGGAGUAUGCAUCAUACCUAGUUAGCUUUAAGAUUCGAGUAAGGUAAGGAAGAUAUCAUUACAGAUCAUUGUUGAUACUUAGAUCUCUCUCUCUCUCUCUCUCUCUCUCUCUCUCACACACACACACACACACACACACACACCCACCUUCUCUUUUAGUUAGAAAUUAUUUUUUUUGUACUGAAAGUAAAGAGCAACCUCUGCAGUUAGCCGAUACCAAAAGACUCGAUGUAAAUAGAGGCGGCAUCAGUCGCAACUCGAACAGAAGAUGCAUGAGGAAUUGCGUGCAACCGGAACAAAGCGAGUCCUACGGUCAUUUUGCCGCGAUUCCCUCAAGAGGUGGAGGGAGGACCGCAGCUCCCCGCCGAACCCGUUCCGCUCCCUCCAUUUCUCCUCUUCGACUUCGACCACCAAAUUCUCCCCCGUCCUCAAGUCCCUCAAGAAGAAGCUAGCCGUUGGGGCCCUCCCAGCCAUCCACCGAACAGCCAAAGCCUUCAAAUCCUACGCCGAGACCUGCGCCUCCCUCCUCCGCCAAUGCGCCGACCACCAUCCCCUUGCCCUCGGCCCGGCCCUCCACGCCCACACCAUCAAGUCCGGCAUGUCCGCGGACCGCUCCAUCUCCACCAAGCUCUUGACCAUGUACUCCAACUGGGGCUGGCUCGAUGACCGCGACCGGGUCUUCGGAGAGGCCGACGGCUUCGAUCUCUUCUCCUGGAACUACAUGAUCGCCGCCUAUGCUCGGCGUGGCGAUCUCGAUGCUGCACGCCACCUCUUUGACAGAAUGCCCGAGAGGAACGUCGUCACGUGGACCGUUAUGGUCGACGGCCACAUGAAGUGCGGGAAGGUCCGAGAGUCGAUCGAGUAUUUUGAGAGGAAUCCGUUCAGGACCGUGAUCUCGUGGACUGCGAUGAUGAGUGGCUUCGUCCAGAAUGGGCUGUAUUUUGAAGCUCUGGUGAUCUUCCACAGGAUGCUCGAAUCCGGGUUGAUGCCAAACGAGGUAACUUUUACCUCCGUGGUUAGAUCUUGCAUUGGUGCAGGUGAAUUUGACUUGGGGAGGAGCAUCGUGGGGCUGAUUAUUAAGACUAAUUUUGAGCGGAAUCUUUCGGUGUGUAAUUCCUUGAUUACUUUGUAUCUCAGGAUGGGCGAUGUGGAUUUGGCAAGGAGAGUUUUUGAUGAAAUGGAGGAAAGGGAUGUUGUCUCAUGGACUGUACUCCUUGAUGUGUAUGCAGAGAUUGGAGACCUGGUGGAAGCCCAUCGGAUCUUUGAUGAGAUGCCUGAAAGGAAUGAGGUUUCUUGGAGCACAAUGAUUGCAAGAUAUAGCCAGAAUGGUGAAGCCUUGGAGGCAUUAAGGAUGUUCUAUCACAUGCUUCGUGAUGGUUACAGGCCGAAUGUCUCCUGUUUUUCUAGUGCACUUAGUGCUUCGGCGAACCUUGAGAACUUGCUGUUUGGGUCUAAUGUCCAUUGCCAUGCUAUAAAGAUCGGGUUUGACAGUGAUGUUUAUGUUGCUAGUUCUUUGAUCGACAUGUAUUUCAAAUGUGGGAAGCUUAUAGAUGGGCGUCAGCUGUUUGGCUUGCUUCCAGAGAAGAACACAGCAUGCUGGAAUUCCAUGAUUGCUGGUUUUUGCUACAAUGGAAAAGUGGAAGAAGCUGAGGAACUUUUCAAGAACAUGCCAGCAAAAAAUGUGGUCUCUUGGAAUGCGAUAAUUUCUGGUUAUGCACAAAAUGAGCAUUAUAAUAAGGUGUUGCAGACCUUUGAUGACAUGUUAAUGUCUGGGCAAAUGCCGAGCCAGAUGACCUUUUCCAGUGUUCUUCAUGCUUGUGCUAAUCUGCCUUCACUAGAGAAAGGCAAAAACCUUCAUUCCAAGAUUGCAAAACUUGGAAUUCAGGAUGAAGUUUUCAUGGGAACUGCACUUACUGAUAUGUAUGCUAAAUCUGGAGAUAUAGAGAGCUCUAAGAAAGUGUUCUGUAGGAUGCCUGAAAAGAAUGAGAUCUCUUGGACUGCCAUGAUACAGGGGCUUGCCGAUAAUGGUUUUGCAGAGGAGUCUAUAAGCUUAUUUGAGGAAAUGAAAGAAACAGCAAUAGUUCCAACUGAAGCUAUCAUCUUAUCUAUUCUUUGCGCUUGUUCACAUUGUGGGUUGGUAGAUAAAGGGUUCCAUUAUUUUGAAUCAAUGAAAAAGGUAUAUGGCAUAAUGCCCAAAGAGAAACACUACACUUGCAUGGUUGAUUUAUUAGCUCGAGCUGGGCAUCUGAGAGAGGCUGAGGAAUUGAUAAGCAAGAUGCCAGUUCAACCUGAAGCUAAUUCAUGGGCAGCUUUAUUGAGUGCUUGUAGCACUUAUGGAGAUGAGGAGAUAGGGGAGAGAGCUGCUAAGAAGUUAUGUGAGUUGGAGAAGAGCAAUUCAGCGGGGUAUGUCUUGCUUGCAAAUUUGUAUGCAUCCUGCAGGAGGUGGAAAGAUGUAGCCAAGGUGAGGACACUGAUGAAAAGGACUGGGUUGAAGAAAGGUGGAGGAUGUAGCUGGAUUCAGAUAAGAGAUCAAUUUCACACUUUCUUUUCUUGGGAUGUAAAACACCAAAAGUCAUCAGAGAUUUAUGGGGUUUUGCAACUCUUAACAUCAGAAAUGAUGGCUUAAUGGUUACAGAUAUACAGGCUUCAGAUGGAGUAUAGGUUGAUAACAUAAGAAGUGGAUUUUUCUCAGGCUAUCAAAUUGAAUCUUUGGCUCUUUCUGAGAAUCAAAUCCAGAAUUCUCUAGAUGAUGAUCUUCUGUCAGACAAGAUGAAGAGCAGCCAACAUUCCAAUAUUUGGUGCAUUUUUAGGGGUAAAAAAGAGCAAGUCAGUAAAAAACAAAUUGUGCCAUUUGAUUAAAAUGAAGAGCUGGAGUAGACAGAAAAUUUUAUGAGAAGUUGAAGCUAGCUUCACUCGGAUACUCAAGGUACUGAAGAGUGGAAAUCUUGAGUUUUAAAGCUUCUUUUCAUGACAGUUUCAUGCUUUCAAAGAGGUUUUGUAUAUUAUACAUUGAACUGUGGGUCAAAUGAUAUAGCAUGGACUGAUUCUCUUCACAUCUGUUUAUCAGAAUGCACAAACUGUGACGGUCUCCAAAGUUGGUGCAUUCUUAUGAUGAGUUUGGAGUUUUAUGUAUAUCAGUGGAAGUUCACUUCUGCAGAAUUUGGGCCAAGUUCCAUUCAGGUCCAUGACUACAGGCAGUUAUCCAUAUGAGCACUCACUAGAACCCAAUGCUUUGUACUUAAGCUAAAGUCAGUAAGUUGUGAAUUUUGCCCAAAACCAAUUGGAAUAACAGGAUUUUGGACCACGAUCCUUCCAUUGGAUUUGAAGUAGGAGCUUAAGAAGGCAUCUUUUGAAUUUCAUAUGGGAUUUAUGAAGGAUAGGCUGAAGGCCUCCUGCCGAACUCGAGAUGCAUUAACUGGUGAUAGCCGGAUAUCGGUCAAUUUGAUUCCAGUGCAUGGACUGCUAUCACUGCAGGCAAGAUGCAUAGUAGUACUGAUCAAUCACAACUGGGAUCUCAACAUUGGAGACUCGAACAUUCGAAAAUGUGACAUUCCUGGCAGAUCCUAGACCUCCCUGUGAUGAAAGUUUAGGAGUUACAAAUCAACUAUUUUUGUAACAUUUCUUAAAUCACAAGACAGAGCAUUUUGCACAUUGAUGCUAUCAACAGUGACGUUGGAGACACAGGCUAGGCUAUUGCCUUUCCCAAGUCCUCCUAAGCUGCCAUAGUUUCAGGAUAGGUGUGUGCAUGCACGUAAAGAUGAUAAUCUUCAUCCAAGCUGUGUGUGCAUGCAUGUUCAUGUUUGGGUGGAUGCAUGUUACUGUGCUUGUGCAUGCAUACAUUUAUGCUUGUGUGUGCAUGUGCACAUGCGUGCAAAGAUGGUAAGUCUUUAUCUGACCUGUGUGUGUCGGCUUUGAGAGAAAUUCCAGAAUGUAAAUCCUUGACCAUCAAAUGUGCCAGUUCCUUGGAUGGUGAAAUCAUUAAGCCACUUCAAGUUCACCCAUUGGAAGAGAUUUGAUUUGGGCCAGGCAGCCACACCAGAAGGUGCUAUGAUAUCCCCAUCUAUCUGUAAGUACAGCAUCAUACUAGCCUUUUUUAUUUGUUUUAAGCAUUCCCUUUUGUUACUUUCAGUUUCAAAACUGCACAAAAUUUGAAUAUAAGAGGACCACCCUAACUUCAGUGAAGUUUUCCUUUCCCUUUUUCUUUCUUUUUUUUUUUUAAAUUCUAUAGGAGGAUGAAAGAAUGAAUGACAAAGUUAGCAAAAUCACAAAGAAGGGAAUAUUUUUGGCCAGAAAAUCAGUGUUAUUAGAGACCUGGAGGGUUAGGUGAGGCUUGCAAGGGCCUUGGAGAGUGACUGGUUUGAUGAAAAAUCUGAACUCUGAUGGAAGCUUCACAGUUGCUCCAGGAAUCAAGCAAGCAGCUUUCCAUGCUGAUUUAAGUGCCUGUCCAUACAUACCUAGUAUUACCAUCUCACUGUAAUUAAGUAAAACCAGUACACGUACUGCCCAUAAUAUUAGUUGUUGAACCAUUGGAACUCAAUAUAAAAUAACUGUUAACUGGAUAUAUAAAAGCAUGUUGAAUAAACUUCUUCUCAAAUAUCAAGCAAUUUUACUUUACACUAAGUAUCAUACAAAUGAGGUAAUCUUGAAUAAAAGGUGAUAGCUGAGAGAAUAACUAGAGUUUUUUUCUUUAAUCUGCUGAAAGCAAAGGUUUGAAUUGUGGGUGUAAUGAAAGACUUGUUCUGCAUUCAGAAGUAGCAGAUAUUGAUAGGUUGCAUGAUUAAGUGGGUAAAUUGAGAAGAAAAUGAAAGCUUGAUUAGUAACAAAAUGAAAACAUAGAAGCCAACUAAAGUCAUGCACAAUAUCCUUCUUAUACUUGAUAAUAUGGUUAAAUGCAUGUAUUUCGGAAAAUAGAUGAAUAAUGAAACUUGUACAUGAUAUAAUCUUGAAUGGAAAAAGCAGAGAGGAUUAUUGGAAAACCAGUGCUAAAAAUAGCUUUAGAGUAAAAAAAAAGGAAAGGAAUAUCUUAAAAUGAUGAAAACUUCAUACUGAUGCACAUUACACAUACGUAUACAUACAUACAUAUAUAUAUAUCAUAAGAGUAAUGAGAAGAAAAGGAAAAAUCUUCAAGUGUUUUUUAUACCUUGGAGUCAUCAGAAAUUCCAUCUCCCAUGGCUCCAAAAGACAUGACAUCAAAAAUCUUUGAAUGCGGCUUAUAAAAACCAUUAUGGCGAGCUGAGGAAGUGGAAAAACUAGUAAAAUGAUCAAAAUCAUGGUCAUAUCCGCCAUGUUUACUUCCUUCAUGCUUGUGAACUCCGCUUUGCUUUCUGUGACUCGUCACUGCUAACAGCAUAGGAAAUGUAUUAGAAAUAGCCAACCAAAGAAGCAAAUGAAAAGCAAGCGAGAGGCUUCUAUUUGUCAUCAUCUCUGCAACUUAUUGCUGCAGUUUUCAGUAUAUUCUCCUGCAGACUAUCUUUAACUUGUCUCACCAAGUUGUUGCUGUUCUUGUACGGGUGGCUGAAUGCUGUUUAUAAAAGAAUUGCAGAUGCCGUUUCAUCCAAGAAUAUUACAAUAAGACCUUCACCGUCAUUUAAAUUUGGUCGAAGAAAGUUUAUUUCACAACCUGAUCAGAAGGGCUUCUGCUAAUUAGCCAUACUGCACCAAAUUUUGUUGGAAAUUUGCUGUCAGAUUUAAUUAUAUACAAGGCUGGAGCACAAGUUUGAGAACUAUUUGAUUAGAGAUUACUUCAUGUCGUGUCAUUAGCUCCUUUUCCCUUGCAACAAGGUCCAAAGCAUGCUGCGAUCCAAGAAAGGUGGCUUCGCAGAAUCCAACACCUAUACUAUCUGAGCUUGCAGUGAAACUUAAAAAUCCUUGCAGCCAAAUAAAUUCAAAGCGUUUGUGGAGGAGGGUGGGAAGUCUGGUGCUUUUCUUUUUCUUCUCUCGCAUGCCGGCCAACUUUUUGUUUUUGGUCCGGUGUGUUAGUUUACAGAUCAUAUGAUCAUCUCUUGGCUCGUCAUUCUGGAUAAAAGCAGGUGGUCCUUCCUCCAACCUCUUCAUAGAAAACCAUCUCCCGCAGAUAACCCGUCACAAUUUGUACCACCUUUGGAUGUUCAUUAAAGUACCACCUCAACUCUGCCAAACUCCACAAGCUCAAACUCUUCUUGUUCAAAUAUUCUUCAGCAUCAUAUCAUGCGGGCAACUUUGGACGUA
Molecule: messenger RNA, 9628 nt
Organism: Phoenix dactylifera (date palm)
Lineage: Eukaryota; Viridiplantae; Streptophyta; Magnoliopsida; Arecales; Arecaceae
Source: RefSeq, a predicted model, not a curated record